AUGGAUGAAUCAAUUAAAUGUGUAGUCGUUGGUGACGGUGCUGUGGGAAAGACUUGUUUGUUGAUUUCAUUUGCAUCAAAUACAUUCCCAGAGGAUUACGUUCCAACUGUUUUCGAUAACUACAAUGCCAACGUCAAAUAUAAGGAAAUUAACGUCUCAUUGGGUUUGUGGGAUACAGCUGGUCAAGAAGAUUAUGACCGUUUGAGACCUCUUUCCUAUCCUGAUACUAACGUAUUCUUGGCUUGUUAUUCCAUUGUCAAUCCAAGUUCAUUGGAAAACAUUAAAAGCAAAUGGGUUCCAGAAGUUAGACAUCACUGUCCAGACACACCCAUCGUUCUCGUUGGUACAAAGAAAGAUCUCCGUGACGAUCCAGAAUUCAUCAAAAUUCUCGAAGAGAAGGAUCAAAAACCAAUUACCUUUAAGGAAGGAGAAUCCAUGAAACAAGAUGUUGGUGCUGCUGAUUUUGGAGAAUGUUCUGCAAGAACUCAAGAUGGAUUGCGUGAUAUUUUCAACAAGUGUAUUGCUGUUGUUUUGGAACCACCACAAGAAGAAAAGAAGGGUGGAAAGAAACAAAGCUCUGGAAGUGGUAAAUGUAUGGUUUUGUAA
Molecule: messenger RNA, 606 nt
Organism: Naegleria lovaniensis
Lineage: Eukaryota; Heterolobosea; Eutetramitea; Acrasida; Naegleriidae
Exons: 4
Coding region: 1-606 (201 amino acids)
Biological process (GO): small GTPase-mediated signal transduction
Molecular function (GO): GTPase activity; GTP binding
Source: RefSeq, a predicted model, not a curated record